UUAAAAAUGGCGGAGCUCAAGGAGGUGGACACUACCCAGCUACACCAGGAGGACGUAGAUAAGAAACGAUGCGAUGGUGGAGAUGUGCCUUCAGCUGGUGACCAAGCUGCAGACAAAGCAGCCGAGAAUGAAGCUGCUGCCGAUAACGAUACCAAACCCUCCACCACAACUGCCGAGAGACACGUCUCCAUUCAAACCAAACUGGAAGGACUGGAGGUGCUGGUUGACCUCAAUGGAGCAGGACGAAAGUCGUGUCCUCUGUGUCCAGAGGAGAAGUUUAAAGCCUGUUAUAGCCACAAACUCCGUCGACACCUGCAGAACCUCCACUGGAAGGUCUAUGUAGAGUUUGAAGGUCAGAGGAUGUGUAUCUGUCACCUGCCCUGCAGAAACCUGAAGCCUGGCCUCAGUGGAGAUCAGACGUCAGGAAGACACGUGGCCCACUACCACUGUGUGGUGUGCUCUGUCACCAUCGCCCGUAAGACAGACAUGGUCAGCCACCUCAAACGCCACGUCAACAAGGGAGAGACCGAGGCCAGUUACUCCAGCAGCUCUGAAAUACCAUUUGAAGAGCCGGCUCCUUCUGGUCAGGCGUGUGAAAUCAUGAAAGAACUUGAUACUAACGUCCAGCUCCUCCCAAACCAAACUGGCUUCCAGAAGAGUGACACCUACUUCAACCGCAAGAUGAAGUCCAACAGGCAACUGGUGUUUUGUUCACUGGCGGUUCUGGCUGAAGAGAGGAACCCACUUGAGUGUCUGGAUGCUUUUGGAGGCACAGGGAUUACAGGGCUCCAGUGGGCCAAACACCUCCGCAGCGCCGUCAAAGUAACCAUAACGGACAUCAACGAGACGUGCGUGAAGAUGAUCAGAGAGAACUGCGAGCUCAAUCGCAUCCGAGUGGACGGAGGCUCGCGGGGCCUGCGGGCGGCCGACGGGGGCUUGAGUGACGUCGACGGGACGCCCGUCGCUACGGUCGAGGUCGCCAAGAUGGACGCUAAUGUCAUCCUGCACCUACGACCUUUUGACUACAUUCACUUGGAUCCGUUCGGGGCGACGGUGAACUACCUGGACGCCGCCUUCAGAAAUGUCCGCAAUCUGGGCAUCGUCUCCGUGACGUCCACAGACACCAGCUCUCUGUACGCCAAGUAUCCCAACGUCACACUGCGCCACUACGGCUGCAGCAUUGUGCGUACCGAGUAUUACCGGGAGCUGGCUGCACGCAUGGUGGUCACUGCAGUUGCCAGAGCAGCGGCUCGCACAAAUAAAGGCAUCGAGGUGCUGCUGGCUGUUGCACUGGAGCAUUUUGUGCUGGUGGUGGUGAGAGUCCUCAGGGGUCCCACGCAGGCGGACGAGUCCACCAAGAAGUUACAAAAACUGGUCCACUGUCAGUGGUGCGAGGAGAGGGUCUUUCUGAAGCACAGCAUCAUGGUGGAUGACACACUCCCCUGUAACUGUCAUGGAAGUCUGCCUGGGAAGACAGCAGUGGAGCUGGGACCAAUGUGGUCUGGUUCUCUGUUUAACACCGGCUUCCUGAGGAGGAUGCUGUUGGCAGCAGUGCAGCACAGCAUGGAUGACAUCCAGCCUCUCAUCAAAACUCUCAUCUGUGAGUCCGAGUGCACCACGCUCAAGGCUUUAGUGCACGGGCCAGCUGCUCUCACCAACCAGGUGGAGUGUGGAGUUGUCAUUAAGACCUCACAGAGUGGGGAGGAGUCGGCUCCCGAUCAGUCAGGGAAGAGGAAGACUGGAGAGGAUUCUGGGAACGUGCUGAAGAAACUCAAGUCUGACGUGUCUCUGGAACACCCACCGUUCUAUUACAGCAUCCAUCGCCACAGCAUCCGGGGCAGGAACAUGCCAAAGCUGAAUAAGUUCCUUCAGUACCUGACAGAGGCCGGCUUCAGGGUGGGUCGCACUCACUUCGACCCCACGGGGGUGCGAACGGACGCAAAGUUGGAGCAGUUUAAAUCUGUCCUCACCAAGUACAGCGUGCCCCCGAACACCACCGCCGUCACCGCCGCUCAGAUAAACGUGAGCACGGACAAAACGGCAUGAGAAACACACCAGCAGCGUCAGAGACUCUUGUGUUCUCAGUCUCUGCUAAAACACAAGCAGCGUUCUAACUGCACUGAUAUCUGCUUCAUGUCUGUGUUCGUGUGCCGUCUCAGAGUCACUUUCAUUUUUUAUUCGAGCUCAAUUACGAACUGAACCAAGCUUACUUUGUCCGCCAUGUCUAUUUAUUUCAGAUUUCUUUAAAAAAUAAAUGUGGUACAAGUCUUUUUUAUAGCAGUUGUAUUAUUUUUGUUUGUUAUGCCUUGAAAACAAUAAAGAUUUCUUGUGCAAGGA
Solea senegalensis (Senegalese sole) is the source of this 2337-nucleotide messenger RNA. It is a transcript of the gene trmt1l, whose product is annotated as tRNA methyltransferase 1-like. The coding region runs from base 7 to 2046 and encodes 679 amino acids. The record is from RefSeq and is a predicted model, not a curated record. The transcript has 16 exons. Lineage: Eukaryota; Metazoa; Chordata; Actinopteri; Pleuronectiformes; Soleidae. Gene Ontology annotation, molecular function: RNA binding. Gene Ontology annotation, biological process: tRNA N2-guanine methylation. Gene Ontology annotation, cellular component: nucleus.